Cariama cristata (Red-legged seriema) is the source of this 6824-nucleotide messenger RNA. It is a transcript of the gene CSPG4, whose product is annotated as chondroitin sulfate proteoglycan 4. Lineage: Eukaryota; Metazoa; Chordata; Aves; Cariamiformes; Cariamidae. The annotation marks the transcript as partial. The transcript has 10 exons. The record is from RefSeq and is a predicted model, not a curated record.
GAGGUGCCCUUCCCUGCCUGACCCUCUCCCUUUUCUCCUCAGCCUCUUUCUUCGGGGACAGCUUCGUGGAGAUGCCGUUGGCAGACGCCUCGCGCACGGUGCGGCUGCAGCUGCAGCUCUACACCAGCCAGGGGAAUGGGCUGCUCUUCCUGGCCGCCGGCCAGCCCGACCACCUCCUGCUCCAGCUGCGAGCCGGCAGCCUGCAGGCCAGGCUGCAGCUGGGCUCGGAGGAGGUGACCCUGCAGUCCCCAGCAGAGCUGCAGCUCAAUAACCUGGUGGUGCAUGACGUGGAGCUGCUGGUGGAAGACGGGAGGAUGACGCUGACCAUUGACGGCCUCUUCAACAGCUCUGUGGACAUCGCAGGACCUGUACGGGAGCUGGACAUCCAGUACGGCCUCUAUGCUGGUGGGACAGGCAGCCUUGACCUGCCAUACCUCGCUGAGGCCAGCUCACCCUUCAGAGGUUGCCUCCACUUAGUGACGUUCAACGGCCUGGAUGUCCUCUCCCCUCUGUCCUCUGAUGGCAGCUCUAAGAUCUUCCACAGGGUCCAGGAAGGCUGCAGCACGCAGUUCUCUGCGGAGCCCGAGGACCCCUUUGGGUUCCUGGGGCCACACUCCUACAUCGCGUUUCCCACGUGGGAUGCGAGGGAGGAAGCGACCAUUGAGUUUGUGAUAACGACGAGCAUCACUCAGGCACCCCUCAUCUACCAUGCGGGGCUGGAGAAUGACUUCUUCUACCUGGAGAUCUCCAACGGGCGCCUGAGAGGGUUUGUUGAGAAGGGGAAUGGCAUCAUCAUCCUACACAACAAUGUCUUCAUCAGUGAUGAGCAGCAGCACUAUGUCAAAGUCUACACGGACAUCCACAAGUUUGAGAUACUGAUAGACUACUACGCCUCAUCCACAUCCAACCGGGGCAUCAACAACUACCUGGACCUUCAGGGAAACCUCUUCAUCGGAGGUAUGAACGAAAAAGCUUCGCAAAGGCUGAGGGAGCAUCAUCUUUCUUUCAUCUCGGUGUGGACAAUGACCAACAACUCGUUUGUUGGCUGCUUGGAGGACCUGCGGAUAAAUCUGCAGAGGAGGAGUCUGCAAGAUGCCGUGAUCACGAAGGACAUCACAUCAGGCUGUGGAAAGCAGGAGCACUACUGGGACUAUGACGAGGUGUAUGAGCAGGAUGAGGCUCCCACCUCCCCACCUCCAGAUGUCUGGUCAGGAGCACCAGGCCUGGUGGUGGAACCGUGCCAGCCAGACGACAGCUUCCCACCUGCCUUCGCCAACAUCAGCAGACUGCUGCACGUCAGCCCCCUCAUCGUCUCUGAAGGGGGCACAGCCUAUCUGGAGUGGAAACACGCCCAGCCAACAGUAGACUUGAGCCUUGCAAACAUCCGACAGUCCCAAAUCCUCUUUAGCAUCACCAAUGACCCCAGGCACGGCCAGCUGGAGCUGGACAUUCCUGGGUCCAGGAGCAGAAGGAAGUUCACCUUGCUGGACAUCAUGAAUCGGAAAGUCAGAUACAUCCACGAUGGCUCCGAGGGGCCCAUGGACCAGCUGAUGCUGGAGGUGACAGUGACUGCCCAGGAAGGGGUCCCAGAGUGUUUGCGGCAGGGGCAGGUGUACCUGCUGCCCAUCAUGAUCAACCCCAUCAAUGACGCCCCACAGGUGAUCUUUCCCCUUGGGAACCACAUGACAAUCCUGAAGCACACGCGCAAACACCUGACCACGGACAUCCUGCAGGUCCUAGAUGAUGACACUUCCUGUGAUGACCUUGAAUUCCAACUGCACGGUGGCCAGCAGAUGGAGGAGGGUUAUGUGGAGUAUGACUUUCACCCUGGAGUGCCCAUCGAAGAGUUCUCCUGCAGGGACCUGGAAGCAGGCAACGUAGUCUACGUGCACCAGAGUGGGACUGACUUACAGCUCACCUUGCAGGUGAGCGACGGCACAGUCCCAAGCCCCGUUGCCACCCUGAGGAUCCUCGCCAUUGACCCCGACAUCCGCCUGCACAACAACACCGGCCUCUCCAUCUCCCAAGGAGGGGCUGCACGCAUAACCACAGCCAACCUGUCAGUGGAGACAAACGCAGUGCAACAACGGGUCUCCAUCCUGUACCUCCUCACAGAGCCUCUAAGGUAUGGUGAGGUCCAGAAGCAAGGGAGCAUGGGAGGGGAAUGGAAAAAAGUCGAGUCCUUCCACCAGCAAGACCUGGAGCAAGGGCGCAUCCAGUAUUUUAGCACAGACUCAGAGCACCGGCUGGAAGACAGCGUGGAGAAGCUGAGAUUCAAAGUCCAGGUGGGGCAGAAGGUCUUGCAAAACAACACCUUUCUCAUAAGGAUUAAAAGAGCCACCAUUAAGAUGAGGACCAUGGUCCCCCUCCAGAUGAAGAACAAGCGGCACAGCAAUAUCACCAGUAAGGAGCUGGAGGCAAUGUUGGAAGAUCCAAACUCUGCCCCAGUCCCCUUCCACUAUGUGAUAAUCCAGGCUCCCAAAAAGGGAAACCUGGAGCUGCUCGGCAACAGGCUGACCGAAGGCUUUGGGUUUACCCAAGAUGACCUGCAAAGAAACCACCUGAGCUACAGCGUGACCAUCAGGAACUCUCAGCAAGCCGAGGACACCUUCCAGUUUCGCAUCCGCGCCGGUGAGCAGCACUCUCCCGUCUAUACCUACAGAAUCAGCAUUGGUGGGGACCCUGAUGCACCAGCCCUGACCAACGUCCUCCUGACUGUGCCGGAAGGGGGACAAGCCAUCAUCUCCAAGGACCACUUGUUUGUGCAGAGCAUGAACAGCAUGGACUACCUCUACGAAGUGAUUGAGGGACCAGCACACGGGAGGCUCGCCUGGGCUGCAUCCCAUGGGUGGGCCUCCAGAGAGGAGAUCACAGAGUUCACCAAUGAUGACAUCCUUCACCGUCGGCUGCUGUACCAGCACGAUGACUCCGAGACACUGGAGGAUGACAUCCCUUUCGUAGCAAUCAGGCAGGGCGAGGGCAGCGCUGAGCCCGAUGCAGAGGAGGUGAGAGGUGUUUUCAGGGUCUCCAUCCAGCCCAUCAAUGACCACACCCCGGUCCAGGUAGUGAACAAGGUCUUCAAUGUGGUGCGCAAUGGGCAGCACCUGCUGACGACAGAUGACAUCGCCUUUGCUGACAAGGACUCUGGCUUCUCCGACAUGCAACUGGUGCUGGCAAGGAAGGACAUUUUGUUUGGUAGCAUCGUGUCUGUCGAUGACAGAAGCCGCCAGGUCUAUCGGUUCACACAGGAUGACUUGAGGAAGAAGAAGAUCCUCUUUGUCCAUUCGGGGGCUGACCGGGGCUGGAUCCAGCUACAGGUCUCGGAUGGCCUCCACCAAACCACAGCCCUCCUGGAAGUACAGGCAUCAGACCCCUACAUCAAAAUAGUCAACAACACCGGUCUAGUCAUUCACCAAGGCAGCCGAGGGAGCAUUGACUCCUCUGUCCUCAGCCUGGAGACCAACAUGGACAUCAGGUCAGAUGAAGAAAUACGGUUCCUGAUAACAAGCCCCCCGAGGUGGGGGACCGUGCUGAGAGGGGAGCAGCCAGUCAUGGCCUUCUCCCAGAGGGACCUGCUAGCAGGAGAGAUCUCCUACCACCACAAUGGAAGCAGGAACAGCCGGGAUGAGCUCCAGUUCACUGUAGAAGCAAAUGAGGUGAUGGUGGAGGACACGCUGGCCGUCAGCGUGUUCUUGGACACCCAUCCCAGCCCUCUGCGCAUAGUGAACCACAAGGAGAUCCACGUCUUCCAGGGCGAAGCAGCUGGGAUCAAGGAGGAGCACUUACUGGUGACCCACGAAGAGAUUCCUCCCCAAGACAUAGUCUACCUGGUGAGCAGCCCCCCAGCCUCUGGCUUCCUGGCAAUGCUUCAGCAUGGUCAAGACUCAAACGAACAACCCAGCCUGGACCCCAUCCAGUCCUUCACCCAGGAGGACAUCAACAACGGCAGAGUCCUCUACCUCCACUCCAAGCCGAAGGAGGAACGUGACCAGUUUGUCGUGGACAUCACAGCUGGCGGCGUCGACCCGCUGGAGGGGGUGGUGGUGAGCCUGGCUGUGCUCCCCAUCACCAUCCCCCUGGAUGUCCACAACAUCACAGUGCCAGGAGGUGGCUCUGCUACCCUCUCCACAGGCAUCCUCAACAUCCCCAACACCUACUACGCAGCUCUCGGUGUCGAGUUCAGGGUGCUCGAGCCCCCCCGGUUUGGCACCCUCCUGAACAGCGAGCAGCCCGAGGAUGGUGGGCUGCACAGCUUCACCUGGAGCGAGGUGGAGAGCCAGCGGAUCCAGUACAGGCAGGAUGGCCCCCGGGCGCUGGUCGACAGCUUCACCCUCCUGGCCAACGUCUCCGAGAUGGACCGGCAGAGCCAGCCCAGCACCCUCUUCAUCACCAUCCUGCCCCGCAGCUCCAAGGGACCCCGGCUGAGGGUCAACGCCGGCCUCCAGCUGCGGGAAGGCGCCAUGGCUGCCAUCAGCCCCCACAUUCUGAGCGCAGAGGACGAGGACUCCCCAGCAGAGGAGGUGACCUACUCCAUCCAGCCCCCAGCCAACGGGAAGGUUGUACUGCGGUCGGCACCCGGCGCUGAGGUCCGGCGGUUCACCCAGGCCCAGAUAAACAAUGGCCUCAUCCUCUUCGUGCACCAAGGUAGGGUUAAUGGGGAGCUACAGCCCCCCUGCCCCCCGUAACUGCCCAGCUCUGUGCUUUCCGCAGGGCCUCUGGAUGGAGGCUUCGCCUUUGACUUGUGGGAUGGUGAGAACCUGUCUCCUGGGCACUUCUUCCUCAUCAGGGCCCAGAGAGAGCCCCUCAUCAGCCUGGCCAAGAAGCAGAGCCUCACCGUCUGCCCAGGUGCCCUGCAGCCCAUCACCAGCCAGAACCUGCAGGCAGUGAGCAACACCCCUGCCAGCUCCACCGCUCUGUACUACAGCAUCGAGCAAGCCCCACGCCUGGGCAGGCUGAGCACCUCCCGUGGGGAUGAAAUCAGGAACUUCACCCAAGCCCAGGUGGACAGCGGGUUGAUUUUCUACCAGCACCAGAUGCCAGAGAAGCCCUUCUGGCUGGCCCAAGACGCCAUCCGCUUCCGCGUGGUUGCUCCCACGACCAUCUCUGAUUCCUUCAUCCUCCUCGUGCUGAUCUCCUUCGAGGCAAGGUGUCUCCAGCGCUCCACUCAGCUAUGGAGAAAUGCAGGUCUCCAGCUCGCAAGGUCUCAACAGGCUGAAAUUGGCACCUCGGUAGUAGACGCCUCUAACCUCUUGAGUCAAAUCCUGGUCCCCGAGAGGGCUGCGUACGAUGUUGUCUUCCUAGUGACGGAGCUACCGGCUCAUGGGCAGCUCUUGGUGGCCGGUGUGCCCCUGGAGCGGUCACGGCCGUUCUUCCUGCAGUCAGACCUGGCUGCGGGGCGCCUGGCAUAUGCCCAUGGAGGGGACAGCGUCUCUGAAGACCAUUUCAGAUUUAAGGCUUGGCUCCGGCCCCAGGCACAGCAGUCCAUCCGUCCUCCACAGGAAGGGGUGGUCAUCUCCGAAGCUUUCAAUAUAACAGUAACCAGCAGCAGCAAGCCACCGCAGGUGUUGAAGCGGCAAGAAGUCCUGCGGGUCCCACCAGGCUCCGUGGUGACCUUGUCUCAGGAGUACCUGGAUGUGGCAGACCCAUCAGGGUCCCCAGAGGAGAUGGUGUACAGCAUCCUCCAGAGACCUCUUGCUGGCCACUUGGCCAAUGCACACAACCCACGAGAGCCCAUCAACCGCUUCACCCAAGCGGAUGUUAACGCAGGCCACGUGGUGUUUGUUGCCACCGGGAGCCAUGCCCCAGGGUCCUUAGCCCUGAGUCUCUCCGAUGGCCACUACCCACCCACCCUGACCUCACUGGAGAUCGAGGUGCUGCCUGCAGUGAGCACCACUGCCAGCCCGGUGCCACUGGAGGUGCCCCAAGACCUGAACAGGGCCCCCGUGUCCCACCAUCACCUCCUGGGAGCCACGCAGCUGGGGGCAGGCAAUGCCCUGUACAGGAUCACCAGGCACCCAAGGUUUGGCCAAGUGCAGGUCAACCAAAAGCCAUCACGGGGCUUCUCGCAGAAGCAGCUGGAUCGUGGGGAGGUGACAUUCACCUUCACCGACCUCACCUCUCCUGAGGAUGACUUCCAGUUCCUUGCCAUGUCGCAGGCAGCAAACAGGACCGGGGUGGUGAACGUGACCGUCCGCGCCUUGGUGAAGGCUCGCGACAGCUUCGUCUUUGAGCUGGCGGCCACCGGCGUGCCACCAGCACUAGCAUCCCUGGGGUACAGCACUGAGCCCUACAAUGCCUCGAAAGCCUACAGUGUCACCCUGCUCACAGCACCCUCGCCCCGGGUGCCCCAGCCCCAGGGCACAGCAGGGAGCAGCCCCAAUGCCAGCAAGUUGGGCAUCCCCCCCACCGCCUGGCUUAGCCCCGGGGCUACCACCAGCCCCAGCCCUGUGGAAGGGGGCACCUUCCUCAGCUUCAUCGAGGCCAACAUGUUCAGCAUCAUCAUCCCCAUCUGCCUCAUCUUCCUCCUGCUGGCCCUCAUCCUGCCUCUGCUCUUCUACCUGCACAAGCGCAACAAGACAGGGAAGCACCACGUCCAGGGCACUCCCUCCUCCAAGGCCAAGAACGGGGCCGUGCCAGACCAGGAGAUCUUCCGGAGGACGGACCCCAACCAAGGCAUUCCCCUAACGACUGUCAAUGCCCUGGAGGGCAAGGGCACGAGUCCCCCGCCCCAGGGCACGGGUCCUGGGGCACUGCCGGACCCCGAGCUCCUCCAGUACUGCCGGACUUCCAACCCUCCCUUGAAAAACAACCAGUACUGGGUGUGA